AUUGGCAUCAAACUUGAUUUACUCACGAAAGAAGACAAACGAUCCCCAAGACAUAGACCAAUCUCUUCUUUGAUAUUAUCUACCUUUUGGACGCCAGAAAGAUUCAUUUACUCAAAAAGAACUUUUGGAAAAAAAACUUUUUCUCUUUGGACAGUUUAUUUUGAGAUUUGCUAUAUUCAGCACUAGAUAUGAAAUAUUCUGUUCACUUUAUUUUGCUGCUUCAGUUUCUACAGAUGGUAUGGGGAUCCGCAGACUCAAUAGAUGAAUCCCAUUCCAGAGUAAGGCGAGGCGGUCUGAGCAUGCUCAGACUAGGGCGCGGGUUACAAAUGUUACGACUAGGCAAACGAGGCAUGCCAAUGCUACGGUUAGGUCGUUCUAAUGGACUGAGUGAAACUGACGAGGAUUUUAUGUACCCGGAUGAAAGCGAAUUAGACGAAGGCAGACGACAGGUUCCCCUGCCAAGAUAUGGUAAAGAUUUGCAGCAACAGUUACAACUCGAAUGGUUACAAAGCGUCUUAGACAGUGACCUGGAAAACAAUGGUGUCAGGAUUAUUCGCCCUGCUGGUCGCCCGGGCCGUUUUAGGAGAUCUCUGAAAGAAGACAACAGCGAGGAGAAAGACAGCGAGGAAAGACAUAUCCCUCAUCCACGUAUUGGCCGCCUGAUACAACUUGACGACCUCAAAUAUCCAACGUCAAACCUUGGAAGUUACUACUUAACAGAUUCUAAUAUAUAUACGGAUAAACGGGGUAUGCCUAUGUUACGACUUGGACGUGGAAUGCCCAUGCUUCGUUUGGGAAAGAGGCUACAGGCCGAUGACUCAAAACGAGGCAUGCCCAUGUUAAGACUGGGCAAGCGCACAAAUGUUCAGGCAGAUUCUGCGUCACAGCAAGAGACAAAUCAAAAUAAACGUGGCAUGCCGAUGCUUCGUUUAGGAAGAAAUGCAAACUAAAGGUUUAACAUACUCUUACCAUAAACCAAAUAUACUUUAUCUCCUAGCAAAAAACUAAUUUAAAACAAUGCGGUUAUGACAUUCCGAAAACUGUACAAGCAAACAAGAAAUGGAUUCAUUAUUUUUUAGUACCAUUAUGUGUGUAAAUUGUUUUGAUGUUGAUGAUGAAAUUUUGAUUGACAUAUUAAAUAAUUGUGGCAAGUAUUAGAGAAUUAUUUUUGAUGAUUGUUUGAAAACAUAAAAACUCUGUGAUCAUUAUGACUUUAUUUUGAAUCAUUUUGUAUAUUUAAUUAAAGAUGUUGUUAAACUUUG
This is a messenger RNA of Magallana angulata, 1262 nucleotides long. Its product is annotated as myomodulin neuropeptides 2-like. Lineage: Eukaryota; Metazoa; Mollusca; Bivalvia; Ostreida; Ostreidae. The transcript is spliced from 2 exons. Bases 189 to 950 code for a protein of 253 amino acids. The record is from RefSeq and is a predicted model, not a curated record.